AUGGCUGCCAAGUAUUUAUUGAAUCACCAAGUACUGGCAGAGCUGUAUAGAAUCGAAAAGGUGUUUAAUAAAGCAGAACCCAUGUACUUGGAAGCAAUCAAUAUACUCGAGGAAUCAUUUGGACAAGACGAUGUACGAAUUGCGGCAGCCCUUCACAAUCUAGGCCAAUUCUAUCUUAUGCAAAGAAAACUGGAACAAGCUCGUGGAGUCUAUGAGUUAAGAGUGUAUCGAUCAGGCAAAGAAGCCAGUCUAUAUCCAAAUAGUCAGCUCCGACUUUGGAGUCAACAAGAGCAAUGCUAUGAACCUUUCAAGAAGGAGCGAAUGUUAUUAACCAUCUUGACGGGCAGCUUGCUUCAGGAGCAGAAGGUAUUUCAGGUGUCCAUAAGUUCCAGCAAGAUGGAACUGAAACCACCAGACAAACUGAUAUGGAAAAAUUCUAAUGUUUGUAGAAUACAACGUCACGACAGCAGUUGGCCUUAA
Molecule: messenger RNA, 480 nt
Organism: Lycium ferocissimum
Lineage: Eukaryota; Viridiplantae; Streptophyta; Magnoliopsida; Solanales; Solanaceae
Exons: 4
Coding region: 1-480 (159 amino acids)
Molecular function (GO): protein binding
Source: RefSeq, a predicted model, not a curated record